UUGGCGAGGCAGAGAGAAUAAAGGCAGCACGGUGCUUGGCUUUUGAACUGAGUUCAAGGCAAUUAAAGUCAAGGGCUGAGGGGAGAAGAAGGGGGCUUAGGAACAGGAGCAUAAUAAGCAGUAUGGCUGGAGCGCUCUGUAAAUUAACUCAAUUAGACGGGGCCUGAUUUAACGGGGAGGGCUGGCGAGAAGCGUUUCCCUCAUUAAAUCUGAUGGUGGAGGAGCUUCUGCCGAAAUUAAAUUUGCGUUAGCUGUCUGAGUCACACAAAUGUGCACGGGCGUGUACCCAUGUGCACACGUGCAGGUUCUGCGAUUUAGGUGGGAAUUUUGAGAGGGAGAGGAAAGGGCUGGAACUGAAAAACAAACAAGAAAAAAGAAAAGAAAAGGGAAGGGAAGGGAAGGGAAGGAUUUGAGUGAGCGAAGGCAAGAGGCAAAGCCAGGCAGAACAGAGGCGGGACGCCUGCUCAGGUCUCCCAAUUACGAAGGCAUGGGCCUUGUGCAAUGGGGGCUUCUGCUGGCUUGCCUGGGGUGCGGAAUUCUGCUGCGAGUUCGGGCUCAGUUUCCCCGGGUCUGCAUGACCUUGGAAGGGGUGCUGAACAAAGAGUGUUGCCCACCCCUGGGCCCCGAGCUGUCCAACAUCUGUGGAUUUCUGGAAGGCCGUGGGCAGUGCACAGAGGUGCAGACAGACACCAGGCCCUGGAGUGGCCCUUACAUCUUCCGGAACCAGGAUGACCGUGAACAAUGGCCAAGAAAAUUCUUCAACCGGACAUGCAAGUGUGCAGGAAACUUCGCUGGUUAUAACUGUGGAGACUGCAAGUUUGGCUGGACCGGACCCAACUGUGAGGAGAGGAAGCCACGAGCCCUCCGGCAGAAUAUCCAUUCCCUGACUCCCCAGGAGAGGGAGCAGUUCCUGACCGCCUUAGACCUGGCGAAGAAAACUGUCCAUCCAGACUACGUGAUCACUACGCAGCACUGGCUGGGACUGCUGGGACCCAACGGAACCCAGCCACAGGUCGCCAACUGCAGCGUGUAUGACUUUUUUGUCUGGCUCCAUUACUAUUCUGUUCGAGACACGUUAUUAGGACCAGGACGCCCCUAUAAGGCCAUAGAUUUCUCACACCAAGGACCUGCGUUUGUAACCUGGCACAGAUACCAUUUGUUGUGGCUGGAAAGAGAUCUCCAGAGACUCAUCGGCAAUGAGUCCUUCGCUUUGCCCUACUGGAACUUUGCAACCGGAAAGACGGAGUGUGACGUUUGCACAGACGAGCUGUUCGGAGCAGCAAGACAAGAUGAUCCAACGCUGAUCAGUCAGAACUCAAGAUUCUCCACCUGGGAGAUUGUGUGUGACAGCUUGGAUGACUACAACCGCCGGGUCACACUGUGUAAUGGAACCUAUGAAGGUUUGUUAAGAAGAAACCAAGUAGGAAGAAAUAGCGAGAAACUGCCAACCUUAAAGAAUGUGCAAGAUUGCUUGUCUCUCCAGACGUUCGACAAUCCACCUUUCUUCCAGAACUCUACCUUCAGCUUCAGGAAUGCUCUGGAAGGUUUUGAUAAAGCAGACGGCACUCUGGACUCUCAAGUCAUGAGCCUUCAUAAUCUGGUCCACUCCUUCCUGAAUGGAACGAAUGCUUCGCCACACUCCGCCGCCAAUGACCCUGUGUUUGUGGUCCUCCAUUCCUUUACAGACGCCAUCUUUGACGAGUGGUUGAAGAGAAACAACCCUCCCACAGAAGCCUGGCCUCAGGAGCUGGCACCCAUUGGUCACAAUCGGAUGUAUAACAUGGUUCCCUUCUUCCCGCCAGUGACUAAUGAGGAACUCUUCCUAACCGCAGACCAACUUGGCUACAAUUAUGCUAUUGAUCUGGCAGCGGAAAAAGCUCCAGUUUGGACCACCACCCUCUCGGUGGUCACAGGAACGGUAGGAGCUUUUGUCGGUCUCGUGGGGCUGCUGGCUUUUCUUCAAUACAGAAGGCUUCGCAAAGGAUAUGCACCCUUAAUGGAGACACAUCUAAGCAGCAAGAGAUACACGGAGGAUGCCUAGGGUGCUCUUGUCUUACCCUAGGAAAGAGGCUGGCCAAGCCAUAGUCCUGGCAUAGGCAGUAACUAAAUACAUAUUUACUGAUUUUGCUUUCGGUAAAAGUCUCCAGCAUGCUUUCUUUGGGACCGAUACCAAAGUGCAUGAGCACUUUGGUAGUGAUGACGACCCCUACAUGUGAUCUUCUGUAGUGAAGGUGACAACCCCGCCCCUGACAGAGAUGCUUACAUAUAGUUGCUGCUUUGCUUAUUUCAUAUUAGCAGUGAUGCUUGCACCUAUCACAUCUCCAAAGCGUGAUGGGGUCAGUUAUCUGUGACCUUGAUUAAAAAUCCUUAUAUUGAUUAAGCCUCUUCCUGUUCUGAAAGCACUGCCACUACCA
Microtus oregoni (creeping vole) is the source of this 2414-nucleotide messenger RNA. RefSeq names its product dopachrome tautomerase (gene Dct). The transcript has 8 exons. The record is from RefSeq and is a predicted model, not a curated record. Bases 488 to 2041 code for a protein of 517 amino acids. Gene Ontology annotation, cellular component: melanosome. Gene Ontology annotation, biological process: positive regulation of neuroblast proliferation; melanin biosynthetic process from tyrosine; developmental pigmentation. Lineage: Eukaryota; Metazoa; Chordata; Mammalia; Rodentia; Cricetidae. Gene Ontology annotation, molecular function: oxidoreductase activity; dopachrome isomerase activity.